Molecule: messenger RNA, 645 nt
Organism: Entelurus aequoreus (snake pipefish)
Lineage: Eukaryota; Metazoa; Chordata; Actinopteri; Syngnathiformes; Syngnathidae
Exons: 3
Coding region: 1-645 (214 amino acids)
Source: RefSeq, a predicted model, not a curated record
AUGCUCUCUUCGUGUUUCCUCUCCUGUUUUCCUUCCGUUGCCCUGGAUCUCGACUGCUUCCCUCAACCCUCGACCCCCCCCUGGACACGGACCUUGUCGCCUCUCUCCCUGCCCCACGGACCUCACUUGGAUCACGGACCCCUUUCGCCUAGCCCCCUUUGGAUUUGUCUGCUUCCUCAUCCAACAUCACGCGUCGACCUCUGUCCCUCGGCCAGCAGCGCCGACCUCUGCCCCUCGGCCAGCAGCGUCGACCUCUGCCCCUCGGCCAGCUCCUCAGCUGCCCUUCUCGUCUCCGGCUCCGAUGACGUCUGCUGCUUCCACGCCGCCGAUGACGUCUGCCGCUUCCACGCCGCCGAUGACGUCAUCCUCUUCACCUCCGACUUGUCCUUCUCAUUUCAGGCGAGACGCACCAUGGCGCCACUUGCGCCCGCCUUCCCGACGACCAAGAUGGUGGCCGUUCCUUCGUCGCCCGCCUCGCCGGCUUCAGCGGCAUUCUACUCGCCACCGCCACCAGACUCAUCCCCGGUGGAUUCGGGGACACUUGGGCCGGCGACCCACCACCAGUUCGCCCCUCCGCCCUCCCUUGACUUACGUGCCUGGGUUUUUUGUGGUUCCACUUCUAGGACAUCUGGGAUCUGUCCAUAA